Protobothrops mucrosquamatus (brown spotted pit viper) is the source of this 1054-nucleotide messenger RNA. RefSeq names its product MYST/Esa1 associated factor 6 (gene MEAF6). Bases 1 to 588 code for a protein of 195 amino acids. The record is from RefSeq and is a predicted model, not a curated record. NCBI's taxonomy places the organism in Eukaryota, Metazoa, Chordata, Lepidosauria, Squamata, Viperidae. The transcript is spliced from 7 exons. Gene Ontology annotation, cellular component: NuA4 histone acetyltransferase complex.
AUGGCGGCGUUGCACGGGGCGAGCGCCAAGGCCGGCGCCCCGCCGCAGAUCCCGGACACCCGCCGCGAGCUGGCCGAGCUGGUCAAGCGCAAGCAGGAGCUGGCGGAGACGCUGGCCAACCUGGAGCGGCAGAUCUACGCCUUCGAGGGCAGCUACCUGGAGGACACGCAGAUGUACGGGAACAUCAUCCGCGGCUGGGACCGCUACCUGACCAACCAGAAAAACUCCAACAGCAAGAACGACCGUCGGAACCGGAAGUUCAAGGAAGCGGAGCGGCUCUUCAGCAAGUCCUCGGUCACCUCGGCGGCCGCGGUCAGUGCCUUGGCUGGAGUUCAGGACCAGCUGAUUGAGAAGCGCGAGCCCGGCAGCGGCACCGAGAGCGACACUUCCCCGGAUUUUCACAACCAAGAAAACGAGCCGAGUCAGGAAGAGGUGGAAGAGCUGGAUGGGUCCAUUCAGGGGGUGAAACCCCAGAAAGCGGCCUCUUCUGCCUCGGGGGGCCACCACAGUAGCCACAAAAAGCGGAAGAAUAAAAACCGGCACAGGAUUGAUCUCAAGUUGAACAAAAAACCACGAGCUGACUACUAGUGGUCCUCCGGGAUGAAUCUUCCAGGAACUUUUCUCCUUCCUUCCUUCCUUCCUUCCUUCCCAAGAGACUGAAUAAGCACAAGACCGGCUCUUUCCUGCAGCAGCCUGCACACCAGCGGCACUGCUGGCCGAAACAGCUGCUGCCGAUUCAUCACACAUAAAAUCCACGAAGUCCAGUCCUCUCUACUCGCUGCCAUCUUCUGGUUGAAUUGUUUUGUCUUAUGUAUUUGGCUCUUUUUUUAAACAAAAAAUAAAUAAACUUUAUUUAAUUUUUCCAUUUGUUAAAGAUUAAGACAAAUUGUCUGCUAGAUGCUUUUAUUCUUCAGAGCCGGAAUAGUUUUUCAGACUGGGAAGGCUGAUUUCAUUUUACUCUGAAACGCUUGCUAACAACGUGAGGAGAAAACAUGGAUGUGUGGGGCAAGCAGUCUCCUUUUUCAUACGUAUGUCUCCUUAUUGUAAAUAAAAC